Varanus komodoensis (Komodo dragon) is the source of this 338-nucleotide messenger RNA. RefSeq names its product CD24 molecule (gene CD24). Gene Ontology annotation, biological process: cell adhesion. Lineage: Eukaryota; Metazoa; Chordata; Lepidosauria; Squamata; Varanidae. The record is from RefSeq and is a predicted model, not a curated record. The transcript has 2 exons. Bases 24 to 263 code for a protein of 79 amino acids.
GGCGCUCGCACACGACCGGAGGCAUGGGCACGGCGCUGGCUACGCGGCUCGGCUUGGGGCUGCUGCUCCUGGCCAUCCUCUUUCCCACGCAGACAGGUGGCGAUAAUGGAACAACCACUGCAUCCCCCUCGAACAAUAAUUCAAGUUUGACUUCUGUGCCACUUAGCACACUGAACAGUACCACUCCCAAGUCACAUGGAAACACCCUUCAGUCAACUACCGGCCUCUUCAUUCUCUCCAUCUCUCUCCUCUACGUUUGUUAAGACACCCUGGCUGGGAAACUACCACCAUCCCCUACCCAGUUCUCUGAACCAUCUGAGAUGGCUAGACCUUCGUAU